Molecule: messenger RNA, 8980 nt
Organism: Portunus trituberculatus (swimming crab)
Lineage: Eukaryota; Metazoa; Arthropoda; Malacostraca; Decapoda; Portunidae
Exons: 5
Coding region: 158-4960 (1600 amino acids)
Source: RefSeq, a predicted model, not a curated record
UGAUGGUUCUCCCAGCUGGUGGUGUUGGUGGUCAAAGCGCCCGCCAUCUUAAGGGAAGUGACAAAGGUGGUGUGGCGGUCCUGUCCUCCUCUCCACCCCUGCCAUGGCCAUUUUCUAGCCGCCCUACCGUCACCCAGGCCGCGGCGCCCUAGGCACAAUGACAGGGGAAGAGGGUGGUGGUGGGUCUGGGGUGAGUGUGUCGGCCAUGUGCUUGGUAUGUGGCACCAACCAGGCCAACCUCACCCAGCACCUGUCCCUUCACACCAAGGAGGAGAUCAUCCGGGCUGUCACCCAUGGCCAACCACUGCCUGAGCUGGCCACCCGGAGGUCGGGGCCAGGCCGUCCCCGGAAGAUAGCCAUCCCACCUACUCCCCUGGCCACUGUGGCUCCUCUCUCCCUGCGCCCUCCCACCAGCCAGCCACAGCUGCUGCUCACUGGCAGCCAGGCCCAGCAGGCCCCCGUGACGGCCACCAUGGCUCCCACACCCCAAGUUGCCCCGGCACCACAGCCGGCAGCCUCGCAGCCCGUCAGGCUGAGCUCCAUUGCACCCUUGAUCCAGCCAUCCCGAAAUGCCAUGCCCUUGACCCCUAACCCAGUUCAACCCAACACUCCAGCUCCUGCAGGGAACUACCUCCUCAUAGGCAACAACAUGUUUCCAGCAGGCAGUGUGAUAUCCAAUAACCUUCAGCUGGGGAGUAGUGGGGUGAGCUACAUUAUCCCUAGCUCAGGAGGUCUUGUGCUGGCUGCAACUGCCCCCCCUACAAGCCAGACCGUGUUGGUACAGCCCCCUAACACGGCUCCCCCACCCCCAAUGCAAGUGAAGCAACCCCCUGCUGCUGCCCCUCCUAUGGCUACAUUGCCUGGUGGCAUCUACAAUGGUGUGACCUGCAGGCCACCUCGACCUGUGCAGUCUGACGGCUCCCUAUGCAUGUUUGAGGGACCAGCUGCCCCAGUACAAAAUGAGGCCCACACACCAGCCACAGAUGCCGUGUGGCAGAAGCCAGCAGGAGUCAGCAUCUCUCAGCCAGUGGAUGGCAGUAACCCCCUGCGAAUGAAGGUUGAGGGAGAGCCGCCAUCCCACCGAGCCACAAUAAAUAUUGGCAAGAACAUCAGUAUCUCCCUGCCUCGGGAGCUGGUGGGCCAGAGGGAGAAGCUCAAGGACAUCAUCAACCAGGAGCUGGUCCGAGCCCUGUUGAUGAAUGAGGCCAAGAAGGGCCGUGCUCCCGACGGUGGCCAGCCCUCCACAAGUGACGCUACCAGGAAGACGCUCUACUUUCCUGCCAAGAUGGAGGAUGAGGAGGUGGUAACUGUGGGUCAGGAUUUCUGCCAGGAAGACAUGGUGAUGGAUGAAGAUGACCAGUACUGUGAGGAGGAGGACCCACUGGCCUCUGACCCACUCUCAGCCACACCUCACUCUGGAGGUAGUUCUGUUGGAUCACUCGGCAACUCCAAAGUUCCCUCUCCAGGCAGCAGUGUCACUGUUGAACCCAGCCUGAAUGGAAGCUUUGUUUCCCACGAGAGCGGUGUGACUACCUACCGCACUGAGGGGGCCAUGGAUGUGGUCUUUACCGAGCGGAACCACUGUGGCCAGACCUCGGCUGGCCCAGGGCCCUCCCUUGUUGUAUCCAGCAGUAAUGAAGGCUGUGAAAGGGGCAGUGCCAGACAACAUUUCCUGGUGAGCAGUGGGCAUGAGAUGGGGGAGGAGGUGUGUCAUGGGAGGCCAGACAAGCGAAGUGAUGCAGCUGAAUCAGAAACUUUGCCAAACAGUAGUAUUUCUGUAACUCAGGGUGAGUUAGGUCAGGCUGCAGCAACUCCCAUCACCACAUCAACUUUGAGCCAUCCUGUAAAGAGGGAUCAGGCAGGAGAGGGAGGGGAACAGCCCAUGAGUUUCUUGGCAGCAGAGCGCACCCUCAAUAGUUUGCUGGGAGCAGCAGGUCUGCAGGAAAUGGUGUAUGUGGAGGAGCAGGUGCUUGGGGCUGUUGAGGAAGUCUUCUCUGGAGGUCCUCCUGUCUCCACUGCAACAGCCAUGCCAAGUGCAAGUUCUUCAGACACCAGUGACCAAAAGGCACUGCAGCGACGGCUUGGCCACUCCUAUGCCUCAGGUGUUGGGGAUCCUCUGUCACAGCUGCCGCCAACCUCCUACAGGGACAACACUCAGGACAAGGAGCAGCAGGAUGUCAAGUGUAAAUAUGAAGUGUCAGGUGUGCAAAGCCAGACGGCCUCCAGUGUGGGCCAGAUGGCAGGGCCAGCGGCAGCGGUGGCAGCAGCAGUGGCAUCCACGGCGUACGAGUCACAACACAAGGACAGCACUCAGGGCAAGAAGCACGAGGUGAAGUGCAAGUAUGAGGUGGGUGGUUCCUCUAGCCAGAUGAGCUCCAGCAUGGAUCACGUGGCCACAGGAAGCAGUGCAGGGUACGAGACACACACCAGCCACCACCACCAGCACCACCACCACCACCACCACCACCAGCACCAGCACCACCAGCACCACCAGCAGGGCACUCUGGACCUGGCCAGUAGCCACUCCAUCAGCAGCAAGGAGGAGAUCUUGAUGCAGGAGGAGAUUGAUGAGGAGGAGGAAGAGCUGGUGGAUGACCCCAGCCUGGUGGUGGACAGCCUGACAGGGGGCGCCAUCUUCCCGGAUGACCAGAUGUUUGAACGGGAGAUGGGCGGCCAGCAGGGCGAGGAGGUGAUGUCACUCAAGGCAUCGGAGACCCUUGCCGACAGUGACAGCGAGCGUGCCACUCCACACGAGGAACUCUCUGAGCUGAUGUUCUACGACCGGAGCUGCAUGUUUGCCGGGGAACCUGGGCCAGCCAACCUGUCCCCCCGCACCUACCCCACCAUGGACUCCUCAGCCUACCACUCCCUUGCUCCAGCCAUGAUCUCUCCCAUGGACUCUUCUGUGCAGAUGGAGCGUACAGACUCAGGAACACUGCCCAGCUUAGGGGAGGGCAGCUCAGGAAGUGGAGUGGUGGAGCUCACCUCGGAGACCACCAUGCACAUCACCUCUGACCAGUGCUGCACUGUCAUGCCAGGGGAGGGCAUGGUCAUCAGCCAGCUGUUCCCCGUGCCCUACAGUGAGGCAGCCACCACUCUGGCGUCAUCUGCCACGGCCAUGGCCACACCAACCACCAGCAAGGUGUCAUUCUCUGGCAUGAUAGAAGACUCAAAACUGGAUAGCAAGAUCACAUUGCUGGAGAGCAGCUGCAGUAGCAGCAGCAGCAGCAGCUGUAGCAACAGCAGCCCCAGUGGUAGCAGUAGCAACAUCAACAGUGGCUUCACCCGGCAGCCUUCUCCGGUCCCAUCCACCUCUGGGCUGCAGGGGCCAUCCAACCUCAAGUCUGUGAAGGAGGACGAAGACUACGAGCUUGAAUACGAGUCUGACUGUUACGGAGACAGUGACUCGGACUCUGGGGUGGCCAAUCGCAGUCCUCUGGACCUGGACCACUGGAAGUGCAUUGUAUGCAACAAGAUGUUCAAAAGCCUAAAGGAGAAGCUGCUACAUGCCGGGCAGCACUCCCCCUGUGCCGAGGCCAUGGAGAAGUCUGGUGCAAUCCGCAGUGCCACAGAGGCCAAGUCCCUGCAGGAUGACGUCAAUCGGGAUGCCGUGGAGGAGGCGGCAGCGCUGGUCGUCCUGAAGUGCAAGGAAGAAAUGACUGCUCUCCAGGAGGAGACUCGCUCCAUGCUGGAAUCUUUUGCCACAAACGGAGAGUACAAGUGUCCCGAGUGCACUCUGUGUUUCUCCUCGGCGGAGAUGCUGUUUGAGCACCGCAAGGCAGUCUUCAAGUCGAGGGUGACCUGCCAGGUGUGCCACAUGGUGUUCAAGAAGCGGCACGCCAAAAUAAAGCACAUGAAGACUCACACCGUGGAUGACCUCAAGUGCCUCAUUUGCAACCGUACGUAUCCAAACCGCUACUCGUGGUCACAGCACCAGCUGUUCCACAUGGGCCUGGUGCUCUUUGAGUGUAAGGAAUGCGGCCGCAGGUUCCAGCGGAAGUCGGAGUUGGAGGUGCACAUGCGCACUCACACAGGGGAGCGACCCUACAGCUGUGCUUCCUGCAAGAGUGCCUUCACCACCCGGCAGGCACUCAAGCGGCACCUGGUGACCCACAUGGACGGCCAAGAGGUGGACUGUGAUGUGUGCCACAAGACGUACAAGAACAUAGUGUGCCUCAACAAACACCGCCUCAAGGCACACUCCAAGAACAAGGGCAAGGCCAAGGUGCGGAGGGAUUACAUGUGCUCCACCUGCAACGAGGUGUUCCCCUCCUCCAAGAAGCUCGCCUGGCACCGAGAGACACACGAGCGCUGGCCCAAGAAGUGCCAGCACUGCGGCGAGUGCUUCGUGCACCAGUCCAGCCUCACCAAACACAUCCGGCACAAGCACGACCCUCACCACCAGACGCCUGACGGCAAGACGGAGAACAACGCCACCUGUCCUGUCUGCCGCAAGGUAUUCAAGAAGUCGUCGCUGGUGCUGCACCUCCGCACCCACACUGGUGUCAAGCCCUUCCAGUGCAACAUCUGCAACAGAAGCUUUGCUGUCAAGUGCAACUUGGAGGCCCACAAGUGGGUCCACAUGGGUGUCCGGGACCGCCCCCACAAGUGCAGGCUGUGCGAGCGCAGCUUCCACCGACAGAAGGAUCUGGAUGCACACAUCCGCAGCCACAAGAACAUCCGACCCUUCACUUGCAACGAGUGCGGUAAGUCCUUCAUUCAUAAAAAUAAUCUGCAGCUACACGUGCGCGAGCACUCGGGUGAAAAGCAGCACAAGUGCAUGUUUUGUGGGAAGGCUUUCUUCAGGAAAUACAACCUGGACAACCACGUCCGGAUCCACACGGGGGAGACGCCCUAUGAGUGCACCAUCUGCCGCAAGGAUUUCACCCAGAAGAGUAACUACAAUGUUCACAUGAAGGCAUUCCACAUUGAGAGGCAUGCUGUUCAUGAAGAAUUAUAAAGUUAGGAGUAAUAAUUGUACAAAUAUCUAGUUGCUUUUUAUAAAUUUUUAUGGACAUGGAAAAGGAAGAGAGCACCUUAGGGAAAGGCCAGGUUUUAAAUGAUUUAUUUUUCUAAAAAUGUAUGAUUUCAUUAGUCUUAAAAAUUAUGGCAUGGCAGAGAGUCACAGAGUGGUCAUUUAUCUGGAUGGUGAUGAAAGUGAGUUAGUUGGCUGAGAGAGUUUACACUGAAAAGAAAAGUGAGUCUUGAAAAAAAUUAUGCAAGAAUCUAAAUUUUAGAGUGGUCUCCAGCAGCAUGAUUAUCACAGGCAUGUCAAUAAGUUUUCAAUGUUGACAGCUGCCACAGUAACCAGCACAUAUCUGGUCAGCUUUGUUCCUCAUUGAGGCCGCACCAUACCAGUGUGUUUCUGAGAAGAGUCUUCACUCAACGAUGGGGAAGACUAUGACAACUCCAUGUUCCUUUGAGAGGCAGUGUGUCGGUGGAAUAGUGCAACUUUCCCAGACAUUGUAGGAAGCUGUAUAAUCAGAAAUAUCCUUGUGUGCAAGUGUUGGGUCUUCUUGUGUCACUGCCAUCUGCAAGCUGCACACCAAGGCACCUGUUUUCCCCCGUGGUCUUGUGCCUACUUCACAGGCCUGGGCAGUAAGCUCUCGACAACUGUGCUAAAUUUGAGUGGUGGUAUGAUGCUAUUAGUCUUUCACCAUUGGUAGAUGUGCUGCUGUAAUGUGAAGAUUAUUCCUAGGAUCACAAAGUUCCCAAGAAUUUAUAAUCAUGUAUCAUAAUGGCAGAGUAUCCUGCUUCUUUCAAAAACUGCCCCAGAGUUUUAUUAUUUUAUUCAGAUAUUAUUCUUUUUAAGGAGUAAAUUUGCUGCCUGUCUUUAUUUAUGUACAAUUUCUUUUAAGUUUUUAAGACUGCAAAUGCACAGAUGGUAAACAAUUGGACUGGUUGACGCGGAGGGCGAGGGUGGGGCAGCCGUUGCCGUGUCUCUCCCUCCGCUUCAUGAAAGUUUGUUAGGAUAGUGGAAAGCUCCACACUAUUCAAGUGAUUUUAUUCAAUUCGCUUUAUUUAUUCCAUCUUUUUAUUUUGUUAUUUUAUAAUUAUUUAUUUUUAUUUUAUUAUUUUCAACAAUUUUACUGGUUAAUUAGGGCCACUGGAAGAAAGGGGCCAUUUAAUUGUGCAAUUGGAAAAAGGCUAAUUAUUUUUUCAACGCACCGCAUAUUUUAUGAAUGACCUCUAAAUGUAUCCAUCGGUGUGACCUCUGAGUGCCUGUUGCCGGUGAGGGUGUGUGUGCUCGUGCUUACAAAGGCCGGACACAGAGUUGGCCACACCACCCCCAGGACUCGCCGUGAAAGCCGCGUUGUCAUAAGAGGCGAAUGGCAAUACAGUGUGAUGUAGUUAGUGAGCUCAUAGGAUUUUUUUACCGUGUCUGUAAUUCUUAAGCUACCCAUUUUUGUAUAGUGUGGCUAAAAUUUCUUCUCUCUCUCUCUCUCUCUCUCUCUCUCUCUCUCUCUCUCUCUCUCUCUCUCUCUCUCUCUCUCUCUCUCUCUCUCUCUCUCUCUCUCUCUCUCUCUCUCUCUCUCUCUCUCCCUGUGUGAUCAAUUAGUGCAGAGAGUGAAAUGUGAUGUGUGUGUAGCAAUGUUUGGAAGACAUACUCAUCAAUUCAUUACCGUUCAAUUAUUUUCACUUUUUUCUUUAUCUUAUCAUUUCAAUUUAUUUUUUUUUUUCAUGAUGCAUAUCUUGUGUUGUGUGAUUAGGUGUCCUGUCUUCAUUAUUUCCCACCUUCUCCUUGUUUUGCCACUUCUAAACACGAGUCCUCGCAGGGAAUGUGUUCUUCAGCUCUUUGUUAGCUUUCUUACUAUGGCUGCUGUUGCUGCUGCUACCACCACCACCACCACCACCACCGCUGCAUUGCUGACAUAUCAUGACAGACAAAACCUAAAACCUACCUUGAUAGAUUCUGUAAUGUGCCACCUUGGCAUUGAAUUAGAUGAAGAGAUGAGGUAAAAAGUUUUCCUGGAUGGCUGGGAAUACUUGAGAAGCUCAUGGUAAUGUGAUGGUCAUAAUGUUUUUAAUUCUGUAUUUAAUCUUCAUUGUAGUCAAUGUAGCAUGUGUCAGUAGGGAUCAGUAGCAGCAGUAGCAGCAGCAGCAGCAGCAGCCAGGUGAAGGCUGAGCAAGACAUGUAGACAGCUGCCUUCCUUCCUUAGCCAUUAACUUAGGAAGUGAGGGUGGCUGGCUGUCAGACUGGAGGCCGCCACUGGAAGGCCAUGAUCUCCAGUUCCUUCCAUAAAGGUGCAAAUUGCAAUAGAGUACAUACUGUAUAUAUUGUCUGAGAAGCAUUGGAGGACCUUGUAUCUUGAUGGAAUUGAAAUGUGUAUUUUAUAACAAGGAAAACAUUAUUCUAUAGCAAAGUAAAGGAUAAGGUGACAUUUUUCUGUUUGUGUUAUUGGUUUGUAAUUCAUAUGUUGUUGAUUUGCAUGGAAGCCACUUGAAGUCAUGCAGCGCUUUCAGAGACAACGCUACUGAGGCGUUAGUGCAAUAUAGAGACAAGAGUGUGUACCUGGAGUCGCAGUGAGGGUGAAACAUGUUUGUUGCUGUGGGUGUCGUAGCAUUUAAGUGCGAGUGUCGCCUCACUGGAUGGUUCCUCGCGUGAAACUGCCACGUACCAUAUUUAUUUAGUUACCCGAACACACCCAUUCUUCCCUCCCCUAUCUUCCAUACCUCCCCCAUGCUUCCUGUCCCCCUCAAGUGAUGUGCAUUUCAUGAUAUCUUUGUGACUGACAAUACCCAUUGCACUGGGGACCUUGUUAAGAGCUGGCGGUGGCAUGUUCCUUACUUUUGUAGUGGCACUGACCCUGCGGCCUCUUGGACUCCUACACCCUCCUUGCCCAGCGUGACCCUGCUUGUGGCCUGGCGUGUUAGUGUUAGUUACCAGCCAGCGGUCGGAGAUUAAAGUGCCACUCAUAACUAGAAAUGUAGAGUCGGACAAAGUGAAUGGAGAAAAGACUGUGUGUCUGGAAGGAAAAUGGUGUUGUGUUAUAGAAACCAGAGCUUUGGGAACAUAACAAGCACCAGCUCUGUAAAUUUCAAAGUGCCAAAAAGGAAAAGAAUGAAAGAAUGGGCAGUUUUUAUUGAGAGUGAUUUGUGCAGCCGACUGACCGCUUAGGCGCUCAUCCCUUCUGCUACUCCCACCGGCAGUCACCGCUGUGAAGGGGUCAGUCUGCCAUGGAGUGUGGCUCAUGUGGGGCCACAGUGAAGCUGGUGGCGCUUUUAUAGAUGCUUUUCUGUCUGUCUGUAGGAAUAAUGGACUAGCCUAAGCUUUUUAUACUCACAGUAUUGUAUGGUCGUGUGUCGUCUCCUUAAUACUCCAUCUGUCGUAUGGGGUGCUCGGGACAAGAAAACCUGUAAAUGUGGACCAUUCAGUCUUAUAUUAUUUAUUAUCAUUACUACUUUUGUAAGAGGUCGUUGAGUGUGCAGUUGCAUAGCAAAAGUGCAAAUAGAGCAGACUAAUGCACCACCGGACAGUGAUGGAAGAUAUUUAUCGUGCAUUUUUGUUUUGUUCAUGCCGAGUCCUUUCGUUCAAGACCCCACAGUGCGGUGCGCCACCAUUUGGUCAGAAGAUGGGAGCCUCUUUUUGUUGUGAGGGUGACCCUGCUUUCGUCGUAAGUGUUAAUUGUUACUUUACGAUAAUCUCGCCUUUCUGUUUUUGCUCCCUCCAUCCCACACUACACAUUUUUCUUGGCGAGACGUCUUGUAUUUCGCCUCCGUCACAUUCGUUAACGAGUGUUGCAGAUUCCUCCUGUCCCUCCUUCCCAUCCCUGAUCCACCUGUCUCUUCCCUUCCACCCUCUGCUGUAACUCCACCUGUGUUUUGUUAUGUAGGAUGUAUGUUACCAGUCUUAGGGCUACUUAAAUGUGUAGCUUUAUUUAUAACCUUGUAAGCUUUAAAUUUAAUGUAUGCUUGUCAAGAAAUAGUGUGGAAGUUUUAUGUAACCCAGUAGAUAGAAAUUAUAGUUUAAGAAAUUGUG